Molecule: messenger RNA, 1049 nt
Organism: Desarmillaria tabescens
Lineage: Eukaryota; Fungi; Basidiomycota; Agaricomycetes; Agaricales; Physalacriaceae
Product: putative methyltransferase-domain-containing protein
Exons: 4
Coding region: 128-1033 (301 amino acids)
Biological process (GO): peptidyl-lysine methylation
Cellular component (GO): cytoplasm
Molecular function (GO): protein-lysine N-methyltransferase activity
Source: RefSeq, a predicted model, not a curated record
UAAAUAAUCGGUGACCGUUCUACGGCGUUGACAUUCCCCGGUUCGCGCAGAGUAAAGCAAGAAUCACAUGCUACCAUAGAUUCAACCGGUCGCCUUCAGAUCAAACAAGGAACAACAAACACUUUCCAUGGUCAAUCCCAACUUUCCUCACGACCUCGACAUCAAGCCUUCUGUAGACUUGCUGGGUCUGCACUCGCAGCCAGGCGACCAGGAUCUCUUUGGGCAUUCAGCCCAACGUGCGGCGAUAUCCAGAUACGGUAUUGCAGGCAGAGUCUGGGAAGCAGCCUAUGCAUUACUACUCUAUGUCGAUCCCCCAUCAACAUGGGAAUUCGAACCUCCUUUCCUCAAAAAUCAAGAUUCGUCGCGACAUACCAUUAUAGAGCUGGGUUCUGGCACCGGAAUUAUUGCCCGCAGCCUAAGCCGUUCACUGACCAGCGGCGAGGACAUAAUCGUGUCCACUGAUUUGCCUGAGGUUUGCCCUCUACUGGAGGAUAAUCUACGCGGUGAAUUGAACGGGAUCGUCUUUGUGCGUCCACUAGCUUGGGGAAAUAUCCAACAUGUUUCAGAUAUUGCAUCUGAAUUCAUCACUAAUCGAAAUCUGUCCCACAUCAUUUGCAGCGAUCUGGUCUAUUUUCCAGAGCUGCUAGCCCCAUUGUUACGAACGCUCAUUCAUCUCACCUCGCCGUCUGCGGUUUCUUCGUCGCCAGUCCUUAUCAUAUCGUACAAAAUUCGAAGUCUAGAGAAGGAGGCACCCUUUUGGAGUGCAUUUGGUUUAUAUUUUUCUUUCCAGCCUGUGCUCUCACGGCGCAUACUGCCCGACUCGGAGCAAGACCAGUCCUGGCAGCGCCUAGGCUCUUCUUUUGAAGACACAACAUUCAUUUUUGUCGCCCAGCGACGACACGAUUCACUUGCUUGGCAAAUACCCACAAAUGACCGUGAUCUUCUAGCCGGUGUAGGAGCACUGGGAACGAAUACUCCAAAGGGGGACGAAUACUUCGAGUCCUUAUUGUUAAUGACCAUGGACGAUUCUUAGAUGACUAUGUGUAACU